AUAUAUAAACAGGGUUGGGGAGUAACAGAAUACAUGUAACGGGAUUACGUAUUUAAAAUACUAAAUAUAAGUAACUGUAUUCCACUACAGUUACAGUUUAAAUCAUUGAUAAUUAGAAUACAGUUACAUUCAAAAAGUAUUUUGAUUACUGAAGAGAUUACUUUGCAUUUUAUUGUCAUCUGUUUCAUUUAAUAUUUAGUCCUUUCAGAUGGAAAACAUUUAUACAUAUAAAUGAUGCGAUCCAAAUUGCAUUUGAACAGCGGUGAAACACUUUCUUAUGAUGUGUUACAUUCAUACGAGCAGAUAGAGAAGUAAGUUUGAAGUAAGUUUGGAGCAGAAGAAAUAGAAAUAAACCUUGUGUAAAUUGUCAGCUUUACGCUAAACUAAAAUGCUAUUUCUAGCCAUUUUACAUGCACAUGUUACCAGGCACGGUCAUAUUUUUUUAUCAAGAAAAUUCACGUUGGAUCAUAAUUAAUUUUUUUCUAGUAAGACCUUUGAUAUUAGGGCAAAAAUUGUAUUCUUGAUAAUAAUUUUUGUAUUGUUUUCCUGUAAAAAUAUCUAAAAAUCCUUAAAACAAGAUCAUUUUGAUUUAUCUUGUUUUAGAAACAACACUGCAUAAAAUAUUUAGGUUUUUCAGAGAAUGUAUUUUUAACAUGUGUAUUUUGUCUUACUGUACUGGCAGAGUUUUUAUAGUCAAAACAAGUGAAAAAAUCUACCAGUGCUGAAGAAGUAAUCCAAAGUAUUUAGAAUACGUUACUGACCUUGAGUAAUCUAAUGGAAUAUGUUACAAAUUAAAUUUUACAGCAUGUAUUCUGUAAUCUGUAGUGAAAUGCAUUUCAAAAGUAACCCUCCCAACCCUGUGUGUGCAUUAUAUAUAUAUAUAUAUAUAUAUAUAUAUGUGUGUGUGUUUGAACAUAAUUAGGCAAACAAUUGUUUACAGUUAAAAAUACAGCAUUUUUUUUUUUACUUUAACCAUUAAUUUCAUAUUUAUUAAUAAUGAUUGCAUCCUCACUCGUAAUUGCUUUUGAAUGGUUCAGUAUAAGAAAAGUAUAUGGAUAUAUUUUCAAAAUUGUUCUGAAUAUUGAAAUCAACUUGUUUCGUAAGGCUAAAUAACAAUAACUUUUGAAAUCAGGAAUAUUUGCCCUUUUUACCAGCCUGUCUUUUAAAAUUGUAGUUACCGUAUAUGGCCACACGAGGCCAGUGUUAGCCUUAAAUACGCCACUUGAGCACAUCUGUAUCCAUGCCGCUUCUGGUCUAUUCUUCAUUCUUAUUGGCAGUAUGCAGUUCAUCUAACGGAAAUCACGCCUCAGCCUGUUAAUUCAAACUCUGUCCGUGUUAUAGUCAGGUAAUUGGAUGCGCAGGUUACUACAUGGAUUAUUUUAUUAGAUUGUACAUUGAUAAGGCAAUUAAUCAUAUUUCGCCUCCGGCAUUUAUUACAGUAGUUUUUGCAGUUUUGUUUCUUCUACAAUUGCCCUACAAACGUUUCAGACUUCCAUAAACACACUUUGUGAGGCAAACGGGACAACGUCUGUUCUGUAAAAUCCAGUCAUCCUCUCUUUUAAGAAGGAAGACAACGGUGUUAUCAAAAGAACACUCUGGGGAUUUUUCUUCCUCCUCGUAGAGGCUCUUGAACGGCACCAGAGCCUUUGUCAAGAAGCCCAACCCCACAUUGCCCAGAUAUCCCAGUGUGUGCGCGCGCUUCCUGCGAGCAUUGACUGCGUUCUCCUGCGAAUGGACUUCGCGGUGAAUGCGCCCCGGCCUUUAUGACGCGCUCCGCUCACGUUGGAGGAGAACCCCCCCUCCCCACCCCCCCGACUUAAGGUAGACCACCAUAGUGCACACAAAGGACACGCGCCAAUCCUCAACUUAAGCGCUCGUGCCUUGACUCGUCGGUCUGGAUUCUAGAAGGACACUGUAGAACGCGUCUCGAUUCGAAUUCAGUUGGAACGCGAGAGAAAUGGAUACCGGGAUUUGCGUUUCCUGCAGUUUUAGACCCUGAUCAUUUAAUACUCUAUCUAUAUUAAGUCAAGGGGGAAUAAACGGACGGGCCGGGGCGCAACAAUCGUACGCUUUCAUUGAGAAGAAGAACAGCGAUAUUAUUCGAGCGAACGAAUUCGUGACUGUCCUUCGCGCAGAGAAUUUAUUACGUUCGGCAAUUUGAUCACUAACAGCGCCGAAGCGUCCGCUUCUAAAAUGCAGUUUCGGACAGUUUUGGAUGUCAAAGUCGUGGAUGUGGAGAAGAGGAGGCAUCCAUCCAAACAUUAUGUGUAUCUCAUCAAUGUCACAUACUCUGACUCCACGUCCCACAUCAUCUACAGAAGAUAUAGUAAAUUCUUUGACCUUCAGAUGCUGAUUCUUGACAAGUUCCCAAUCGAGGGAGGGCAGAAGGAUCCCAAAAAGAGGAUCAUCCCUUUUCUUCCAGGCAAAAUACUAUUCCGACGAAGUCAUGUAAGAGAUGUGGCCAUGAAAAGACUACGCUUUAUUGAUGACUAUUGCAGAGCGCUGGUCCGGCUUCCACCCCAGAUCUCACAGAGUGAAGAAGUUCUGCGCUUCUUUGAGACCAAACCAGAUGAUAUCAACCCUCCUGUAGAGGAUUAUGGAUCCAAACGCAAGUCAGUUUGGAUGUAUGGCCUUCAGGAAAGUCCAACCAAGUCUGAGGCCUCAGGACUGGACAGCAGUGAGCCCAUGGUGCUGGAGCAGUACGUGGUGGUAGCCAACUACGAAAGGCAGGAGAACUCAGAAAUCAGCCUGAAAUCUGGAGAAACAGUGGAUGUGAUCGAGAAGAGCGAGAGCGGCUGGUGGUUUGUCAGCACAGCUGAAGAACAGGGCUGGGUUCCUGCCACAUACCUGGACUCUCAGAGUGGCACCAGAGAUGAUCUGGACCUCGGAACAUCUAGAUCAGGAGAAGUUACUAAGAGACGUAAGGCUCAUCUGAAGAGGCUGGACCGCAGAUGGACACUAGGGGGAAUAGUCAACCGCCAACAGAGUCGAGAGGAGAAAUAUGUCACUGUUCAAGCUUAUGCCAGUCAGGGGAAGGAUGAGAUCGGGUUCGAGAAAGGAGUAACCGUGGAGGUGAUCCAGAAGAACCUGGAGGGAUGGUGGUACAUCAGGUAUCAGGGCAAGGAGGGCUGGGCCCCAGCUUCAUACCUGAAGAAACUCAAAGAUGACCUUUCCCCAAGGAAGAAGACUCUGACUGGCCCUGUGGAGAUCAUCGGAAACAUAAUGGAGAUCAGUAACCUCCUCAACAAGAAGGCCGUCAGCGAGAAGGACAUUCAGACCGAUGGAGAGCCCACCACCCCUGAGCGCCACAUCUCCAAGAGUGAGAUCAGUCUGCCCAUCCCAUUUGCUCCAGAGGCUGGAGUGGCACCCGCAGUCAGCACUGGGCUGGGAAUGGGGUCUGGAUCUAGUGUCGCCCUGCAGGAGAACAAGAGUAGGGCAGAGUCGGGGUCACCUGCUAUAGCCCGGGUGGCACCACACAGAGUCGAGAUAGGCUCUCCAAACCUUAGGCAAAAACCUCCUCCUCGAAGAGAGACAAAUCUGGCUUUCCAGUUGCCCAAACCUCCAGAGCCCCCUACUGUGGAAGCCGAGUACUACACCAUAGCAGAGUUUCAAUCCAGCAUCUCAGAUGGCAUCAGCUUCCGUGGAGGACAAAAGGCUGAUGUCAUAGAGAAAAAUUCUGGUGGAUGGUGGUAUGUCCAGAUCGGGGAUAUGGAGGGUUGGGCACCCUGCUCCUACAUUGAUAAACGCAAGAAGCCCAACCUGAGCCGGCGAACCAGCACACUCACCCGCCCCAAAGUUCCACCCCCUGCUCCGCCAGUUAAAAAGGAUUCUGAGGAAUCACCUUCUCUGGGUGGCUCAGCCUCCAAAGCGCCAGAGUCCCCCAGUCAGCAUGUCUACGAAGAACCGGAAUAUGAUGUUCCUGCCCUUGGCUUUGAUGAUUUGGACUCUAAAAGUACUCCAAAACCAGAACCUCGAAAAUUUGAAAUCAAAAGCAAUCCAUUGGCUGCCGAGAGAAUCGCACAGGCCGGCAAAGCAUCACCUUUAUUAAAGGUGAUGACCUCUCCUUUGAGGAAAAGAAACUCAUUGGAAAAUGUCAAUAAGGAGGAGGUGAUUUACGAGAAUGAAGGCUUCAGAUUCUCCUCCAAUGACUUCACCUCUCCUAGAAACUCCAGUGGUUGCGACUCGGACACCCCAAGGAGUCUCACUUUGGGUCGCAAACCUCUCAGCUCCUCUUCCUCUCCUGGAGCAGGGAGGCCACUCCACAAGGUACCCCCGGAUAUAAGCCGAAGUCAUUCUCUUGGUCGGGCCGAGAGACAUAGUCCCAGGUCGUCAUCAGAGGAAUCAGGUCGCAAUCCCAAAAGAGAACCCGUCAUGCGUAAAGACGUAGAAAUUCGGAUCGGUCAGAGUCCCUUGGCAAGGCCCAAACCAGUAGUGCGACCCAAACCACUUCUUACAAAGUCAGAGCCACAAAGUCCUGAAAGAAUGGACAUUAGCAGCCUACGCCGGCAGCUGCGUCCCACCGGCAGUUUCCGGCAAGGUGUGGUCGGUGCGGUACGUAGUGGCGAGGAUUCCGAAACGGCUUCAAUUGUGUCCUCUGAGGACUCCAUCUCCACGAGGAGCACUUCGGAUCUUUCAAGCGUAUAUUCCAAGGGCAGCCGUGGUGGGGAAUCAGACCACGAAAGUGCAUUCUACAGAACCACAGAUGCCUAUGAACGAGCCCAGGAGUCAGAGCUCAGCUUCCCAGCUGGCGUCGAGGUGGAGGUGCUGGAAAAGCAGGAAAGUGGAUGGUGGUUUGUCCGUUGGGGUGAAGAAGAGGGUUGGGUACCUACUUUCUACCUGAAGCCAGUCUCACAUACCCAUGAUGUAGGUGUUCAAGAGGUCCGUGAUUGCACUACUGUUGAUCUCAGUGGCACCAACAAGUCCAACAGCCUUGAGAAGAACGAGCAGCGAGUUCAGGCCCUCAACAACCUCAAUCAGCAGAACCUGAGGAGCUUGAGCAACCCUAGUCCACCAAUCCCAUCCAAACCACCCGGGGGCUUUGGGAAACCAACUGCAAUGCUGAAUGGCUCUGGCGUACGGAUGAGAAAUGGCGUUCGUCAGGCAGCAGUGCGACCGCAGUCUGUCUUUGCAUCUCCACCACAGCCUUUGAAGGAUGCAAACAUCCAUUCUGGAUCUUUGAGAAGAAAUGAAUCGCUGGGUGCAGGUGACCACUUGAGGUCUGGAGGUGGUGUUCGACGAAACUCAUCCUUCACUGCUGUUCGGCUACAGCCAGCAAACGAUGUGCGAGUGAGGGCUGGAACCACCAUUACAGCACCCGUUGGAAGUCAAAGCCUCUUGAUUGCUCAGAGAAAUGGCAUUCCUGUCUCUACAGUAAAACCCAAGCCCAUUGAGAAGACUCACCUCAUUCACAACAACCUUCGAGAGGUUUACAUUUCAAUUGCUGAUUACCGUGGGGAUGAAGAGACCAUGGGUUUCUCAGAGGGCACUAGUCUUGAAGUUUUAGAAAAGAAUCCAAAUGGAUGGUGGUACUGCCAAAUUGUAGAUGGCUUACAUGGACGUAAAGGCUGGGUACCAUCUAACUACCUGGAGAGGAAAAAAUAAUUCCGCAGAAAUGCUCUAAACAUACACAAUUGUAAUCAAAAUGUAUAAAGAAGAAUUGUCUGGAGGACUGUGCUUUUGGUUUAAAAUGAGAGGGACAGAGCUUUUAAAAAAGGGGUUUACAUUAAGUAAUGCAGGUGAAUGUCUAGCAAAAUACCUGCCGUAAUUUUAUGCCAAAUGGGUGCCUUUUUCCAUCAUUCACUGAAAAGAGGAAUCAGUCAAACACCAGUGAACCAACAUUAAAACCAAACUUCAACUUAGUGCCAUAGCCCUAUGAGUGCAGAAAUCACCAAACCUAUUUUGUUACAAUGUUAAAAAGAUAAUUUCAGAAUAGGUGCGUAAGAAUAAGUGCAAAUCUAAUCUUUUGCACUCAGAAACAAGAAACAGAAAUCUGUACAGAAAUACCAACAAUAUCAAAUGUUAUCUGCUAUUGAGUGCACUCUAUUGAGUGAAACCAAGCAAAACUUUGAUUGUCUUUUUUAUGUUUAAUGUUUUAUAUUUUCCUUAGAGAUGUAUUUCUGCUUUCUUGUAACAUCCUAACACAUCCAAACAGUUGCAGGUCAUGAUUAUUUACGUCUCUUUGUCUUUCCCAUUCUUUAAAUCCUCGGCAGUCCAAAAUUAAUAAAACAUGUUUAAGGAACAGUCUGUGAAAGCAACAUGCGGUUGUGCAUAGACCACCUCAUUCCCCACCUCAUUACUGGGUUUAUGCCCAAGUUUAGUUUACAAAGUGCAUCUGGUCCUAUGGUUUCUGGUAAUAUCAUGAGGGUAAACGGCUUAAGAUGACAAGACUUUAGAUUUUGCUGCUCUAUGUGUGCUAUAUCGGCUGUGAUUGCAGCGAUAAUUCAUAAAUCAGGACUGGAAAAUAUGACGUUUUUUUUUUUCUGCAUUUUAUCCCAGGGAAGUAGUUACGUAACAUUGAGCCCAAAAUGUGAUUGCACCAAAGAAGAAAACCGACAUGUUUGCUAGUUUGUUUUAGAAUUAGUAUUUAUUUUAUGGAUACAAAGAAAUACAGUGUACCUAAUUGUUUUAUCUGGAAGCACUUGAUUUUUUGAACCCAAAGAAAAGUGCAUUAUUAUGCAAGGUUAAUUCCUACAUUACGAUAUUGCUGGGCAGUAUUGAAUUUAAAGUUAAAGUUCACACAAUAAGCAGUUUAAAAGCAAAGAUUUUACUUUUAUCAUUUAAAGAAUAGUAUUUCUUGCAAUCUUAGUCCAAUAGUCCAAACUUUGAAUUGUCUUCUUUAUAGAUUUCCGAGCUUUGAGUACUUCCCUCUUCAAAUGCGAUUUACUCAUAUAAUGUUCAUUGAAAACUGCAUCAAACAUCUGAUGUUCAAGACUGCUGAAAUAUUUUUCUAAUGAGUAGUAUGAGCUCUUAAAUGGGUUUAACUCUACUUUUAUGUUAUUUUGUUUUCUGCUGGACAGUAUUAUAGUGUUAAACAAUUAAAACAUUAAUUACCUGCUAGAUUGCAGUUAUAUUAAGCAGAAAGUUGUUUAUUUUUUCUUGUUUGUUUUGUUCGUUUGUUGUUGUGUGAUCACACAUGGACAAUAAUGAUGAUUGAGGUGGGUCAUUUGUUGUAAAUCAAUGCAUUUAAGCUUUUAAAAGCAAAAAUGCAUUGGUUUAAAGAUGCAGUGUCCUUCAUCAGCAUAUAAUUUAUUUUAAAAAAUAAUAAUUCUUUUUAUAUUUAUAUUUUGUAAAUUAUUUUAUAGUUUUGUCAGUACUUCUGUCCUGCAAAGAUGUUGCAAUGUUAUAUUGUUAUUGGAGGCUUUAUCCAAAAAAAAAAAAAAAAAAAAAAAAAAUUUUUUUAAUUCUUUAAACUUUGUAACACAAAUUGGCUGCUUCUGUAUUCCAAGCUUUUUUUCUACCAAGCUGUAAUUUUUUGCCUCCGAUUUGGGCCUCAGUUAUUUACAGCAGAUGUGUCUUAAAACCGCACAUUUAUUCUUAAUGAAUUCAGCUAAACAUUUUAUUUUUCAAGUUGUUUUUUAUUGGGAAUCUGUUUUCCCCCCAGGCUGAAUGCUGCACCUUUAGCAACUAUGGACACUUCCUUUCUCAUUAUUGAGCCACAUAUAAUGCCUGAUUCUUCUUAAUCAUUUCAUGUUAGUUUAAUUUCAUCACUCCCACAGAUGAAAGCAACUACAUUUCCAGACUACACACUAAUUAUAAACCAAGCAAAAGCCAGCAUUAAUAAUUGGAAAGAGUCUACCCAAAAUAAGAGAAUCAUAUUGCUGUCUGUUAACAGUUAAAUAGUUCAUACAUUUUAUAAUUGCAAAUAUGGAAUUUGGAGGAAAAAAUCAUGUCUCUAUAGUUACAUGUUAUGUGGAUUUCAAAUAAUUGUGAUGGACCAAAUUUGAUGGCACAAGAUCUGAGUGUUAUUAGAAUGGAUUAUCAUUAAAAAAAACAGCAGUAAUGGGAUUUUAAAGUUCCAAUUCGGGUAAUUUUGUUUUUUUUUACUUUUUAACUUUUCAAUUUGAAAGUGAAAUAUGAGCCAUUGCACUCUCGCUCUCCUUUUGACGAAGGCAUUAUAGAAAUGUGUCAGCUCACUACAGCAAAGCGCUUGUGAUGGAUGCUGCAAAGCUCCAUUAACACAAUGCUUUUUAUCUUCAUUUACGCCUAAACCAUUUACAAGGGAACUGUUGAGUGUCAAACUAGUUCUUUUUCAUAUUAUUUCUGUAUCUGCUAGCUUUGUUUUAUGUUGUUUAUUUAUUUAAUUUUUAUGAUUUUUUUUACUGUUUUACUGUUAUUUAAUUUUUUCUCUCACUUUUAUUCACUUUUGACAUUACUCAGAUGGAAUGAGGAAAUGUGCAAUACACAAACACUCAUCUCACCAAUUAAGAAUCGAAUUAAUUCAAAAUGUAUUCAAUAUUGCCUGGUUUUGUCCCAUAGGUAUUUUGUAUCCUCGUCAAAGUGAGCAUAUCACAUCACCCAAUAUAUUUUGAAAUGUUAUACUGAAUGUUAAAAUCCUCCCAUCGAUGGACCCCUACAGUUUACCGCCCAACCGUGACUUCAAAGUGAUUUCUACUCACACCUUUUACCCACUGAACCAGAACUUUUUUAAGGGGUUUAGUGACUCCACCAUUCCAUGGUAAAUCCCAAUGGAAAUAAUGAGGAAGCAUGGGCAUAUCUGAUCAGUAAGUUGAACUUGUCAAAUCACAGUCACGUUUUUGAGAUGGCAGCAGCAGCAGCAGCUAUAUUAUUGCUCUACCACACACUGCCAAACGAUCGACAUGUCUCUCUGACAUCCACUCCUACAUCCACUGUUACCAUGGCAAACACGACUUCUCUAUCCUAAAUCCCAUUCGUCAACAGCAAGGUCGUUUUUAACUGUAAUAGAUCCUGGUUUAAUUUAUAACAUCUAAAAAUGACAUGAACACACGUAAUAUGUCAUUACAUAUCCUAAGUAGAGUGUAUUACAAUCUUUACUCUUCCAGUCUGAACUUAUUCAUAUUUGAACUGACUUUUGAAAGUCAAAUUUCUGUGUUUAUAUUGCGAAAGCCUCUGAGUGCAUUCAGUUGAAUGCAUGUACCAAAACCAAGAGAAUUUGACACUGGUUGAAAAUGAGGAGGUUUAUGAAGGACUAUCUUGGAUUUCCUAGACAAGAGAUGCCAUUUAUUAGAGAAAUUUUGCCUUUUGCUUUCCCUGUUUAAAGAGCAACUUUUAAGUUCUCUUUUAGACAGUUGCUGUCAUUUCCUUUUCUCGGUUUUCAUUUCAUAGUAUUGUUUUAAGAUUUAUAUAUAUAUAUAUAUGUAUAUAUACACUACCGGUCAAAAGUUUUGAAACACUUACUCAUUCUUUAUUAUAAUUUUUUUUUCUUCACAUUUUAGAAUAAUAGUAAAGUCAUCAAAACUAUGGAAUAACAUAAAUGGAACUAUGGGAAUUAUGUUGUGAUUUUUAAGAUCAUGAGAAAUAUUUCAGUCAAGUGUUUCAAAACUUUUGACCGGUAGUGUAUAUAUACAUAUAUAAAGAUCAAGAAUCAGAAGAGAAGACCAAUAAGAAGAAUAGGAUCGUGAGUAAAUUUGUGUGCUUGUGUGGUGUAUUCUGAGGUGGUUUGUGUAAGGGAGUUUUUAAAUGGUGGCGAGAGAAGAUGAAUAGAGGGAAUGCUUGGUUAAAAAAGGAAACAAGCUAGGUAAGGUCAGAUAUGAUUGAACAGCUCAAUUGGACUUCUGAAGAAAUAUUCACUCUGAAAAGAGUGGACAAGUGUCCUAGAAAGGAAAGAGACCUUUGCCGUAAUUAGCACUUCAGAGAAGUUUAUACUAGCAGCAUGAUGUCACAAUGGCAUUGCAGAGUCAUAAUAACACUGGUGAGUCACAGUAUUCUCUGUAGCAUCUUUGGAAACUUAUUUCUGUUGGAAAACUGUCUGCAACUUAAUUCAAGCAUGCAGCCUGGCCUUCCGAGGCCAAUGUUUUUGAAAACAUUUCUUAGUGCUUCGCUACACACAUGCUGAGGUUCAGAGACUCAAGAACAACUAUGAUGUUCCAUCGCGUGCUGUUGCAAACCUCGUUACAACAAUUAAAAAGUUGCUGUCAGAAUCUGAGAGAGAAUAGGAUUCCUCGUCUCCAGCACACCCACUGCACUGUCAGGAGUAGGGGCUCGCUGUGAAAUCACAUUACGUGAACACUUGGUUAAUUACAGAUGCUCGGGACGAACGCAGUGAAUAUAAAUGUCACACUGAUUGCGGAUGUUGGGCUGAUGCCAUAUGCGGAGAUAGAUUGAUCGUGUCUCUAAUGGCUCACAGCGUGUCAAGACAGAUAAACAUCAUCAAGAGGAAUCAUCUAUGUCUGCGAAUGGCUUCAUUUGCCCAGGCGUCUAUAUAAUGUCGAAUUGUUGCAUUGUUGGGUUUAAUGAAAGUUGUAAGAAUGAAUAUGAUUGAUUGAGGUGUGUUGUUUAGUUGAAUGAUUGAAUUCACGAAUAUUUAACAGAAAGUUUGAUAAAUCAGAUCUAGGGUAGACGGCAUAUUUAAUUUGACGCAAAUGAAAACGAGACUGUGAGGAAUAGACAUAAGCUGUGUUCCAAAUGACGCACUAUGCGCUCAGCCAGCUGGCAUGUGAAUUUUCAAAGCGUAGAACUGUCCCGAAUGGAACACUAAAGUUUUUUUUUUUUUACUACAUAGAAGUAUUCACUGUUUUUCAGCUGACGGAAGUGACGUUUCGAAUGCAUGUGAUGUGUUGCCGCUAGCUUAAGAAUGCGAUUUUGGAUGCACCUAUACAGUGUGUUCAAAAUGUCGCACUGUUGUGUACCUUGGUGUUGACCUUUGAGCCGGCGAAACAUCGAAAAUACAAUACCAGUCAAAAGUUUCAACACCUACUUGUUCUUUACUAUCACUAUUUUCAUAUUGUAGAAUCAAGACUAUGAAAUAACACAAAUGGAAGUAUGGUAAAUAUGUAGUGACCAAACAAAAAAAUAGUAGCGCGCAACCUACUGAACGGACUAGUUCUGUCCCUCACAACAUCCUUUUCAUUCACGUAAAAUUCAAUAUGGUGCCUACCUAGACUAAGAUACAUAAUCUGUUACACUAGCAUUUCAUGUAAUCUGGAUGUGUGCUAGAUUAGGCCUAUUUUAGGAGUGAAUUAGGGUGGAGAAAGUCGUACGUUUGUGGCACUGCGUUAUAAGUGCUUAGUAGGAGUUUCAGUACGUUUUAUUUUUUUGUUUUCGUGUUAAUUUGCAUUUACGAGUAUGUCAUAGAUACAAGAGUGUUGGUUUGAGUGAGCAGGCCAUGUUUUUGUGUACACUUUGAUGAGAACCAUUGCAGAGAAGGAACAUGCAGGAACAUCUGAUUUCUCACUGUUUUCUGUUGCCGUCUUUGUGCGGCUGUCUGAUCUAAUUACCAUUCCUCUGCUCUUAAACUAAAUGGGAGGCUGCAAUCUUCUCUGUUACAGAUCACUGGACAUAAAGUAUGUUUGGUUGCAUAUUUGAAUUUCCCCCUUGUCAUCAGAAAUGCAUUAAAACGUGUGCCCUUAAAAAAAUGUUGAGAGAAAGCCUUGCAUUGAUAUUAUUCAGCGCUCAGCCAGAUCUACAUUUUGUAUGCAUUUCUUUUAAAGAUAAGUGGUCUACAGCUUCAGCUUUUAAUUUUCAGCAUUUUUGUUAUGUUUUUUAACUUUUGUUUUGUUUUUGUACCUUUUUAUGUUUACAUUGUAUCUUGCAUUGUCCUAGAGGAAAACACAAUAAAAUGUAUCCUUGUUCUUAUA
This is a messenger RNA of Myxocyprinus asiaticus (Chinese sucker), 11774 nucleotides long. Its product is annotated as SH3 and PX domain-containing protein 2A-like. Gene Ontology annotation, molecular function: phosphatidylinositol binding; superoxide-generating NADPH oxidase activator activity; protein binding. The transcript is spliced from 15 exons. Gene Ontology annotation, biological process: superoxide anion generation. Gene Ontology annotation, cellular component: cytoplasm. NCBI's taxonomy places the organism in Eukaryota, Metazoa, Chordata, Actinopteri, Cypriniformes, Catostomidae. The coding region runs from base 2194 to 5601 and encodes 1135 amino acids. The record is from RefSeq and is a predicted model, not a curated record.